Messenger RNA from Drosophila innubila, 832 nucleotides. RefSeq names its product accessory gland protein Acp29AB-like. The record is from RefSeq and is a predicted model, not a curated record. Bases 34 to 759 code for a protein of 241 amino acids. NCBI's taxonomy places the organism in Eukaryota, Metazoa, Arthropoda, Insecta, Diptera, Drosophilidae. The transcript has 2 exons. Gene Ontology annotation, molecular function: signaling receptor activity.
CACUGUUAAAAGCUACAUCUUAUUUUAAGUUUCAUGAUGAAUUACUUUGUGCUGGGAAUUUUUAUAUUUCUUCUUUUGGAAUCUUUUGUUUAUACGCAAGAAGUAGAAGUUGUGGUAGAGAACAAAGAUAAUCAAUGCGAUGCCUACUGUUUCAAAGUGUUAAGACCCAUGCUAGAACACAUAUCUGUAAUGCAGGAACGUUGGGAAUUCUGUAAUUCAAGUAAAUUGGCCAACACCAGCUCCAGGUUGGAUAAAAUUGAGAGUCAGUUGGUGGCACAGGAGGCAAAGGAUGUCAGUUAUGCAGCAGCCAUCGAGGAAACAAAAAUGAAGUUGUUGGAACAGAAAAGUUUAAUCGAAAACCAAAAAAACAUAAACAGAAAACCAUUUCAGAAAGUUGGAUCUAAAUAUUAUUACAUUGAGGAAAUACAGCAACUCAAUUGGUUUGGAGCGGCACAUAAAUGUCUGGAAUUCGGGGCUCACCUGAUCAGUCUGGAUGACCAACAGGAACUGAAUGCAAUCAAUUCGAAACUGAAUCCCGUAAAUGCGUAUUGGACUGAUAUCAAUGACCUCAGCGAGGAGGGGACCUUCCUCUCACUGACGUCGGGCGUGAGGGCAAAAUUUUUAAACUGGAGAACCGGGGAACCCAAUAAUGCCGAUAGGUCCGAGCAUUGCGUUUAUUUAUUUGGCGCAUAUUCCCACAUGAAUGAUUUCAAAUGCAGUUCACCAAAGUAUUUCAUUUGUGAGUCAUUUGAUGCAUAACCAGUCAAUGCUGGUAUUCGCAAAUAUUAAAAAUACCUAUAUUAAAUUAAAGACAAAAGCACACAUCUUCUAA